Molecule: messenger RNA, 807 nt
Organism: Zerene cesonia (dogface butterfly)
Lineage: Eukaryota; Metazoa; Arthropoda; Insecta; Lepidoptera; Pieridae
Gene: P25
Product: fibrohexamerin-like
Exons: 5
Coding region: 1-657 (218 amino acids)
Cellular component (GO): extracellular region
Molecular function (GO): structural molecule activity
Source: RefSeq, a predicted model, not a curated record
AUGUUGGUGCGACUUUUUUUCGUACUAGCAGUUGUUGCUGUGUGCUAUGCUGUACCGUCAAACAUAGUGCGCCCAUGUCACUAUUCGCACACACAUUGCCUGCGAGAGAACUUCGCUUCUAACUCCAAAUGCAACCCGAAUGUGCGAGGCUCGAUUCCCGCGGAAUACACGAUUCCGCGGUUUGCAUUCGACACGCCUUAUUUUAAUGCAUCAUAUGUUGAUGUUAACUUAAAAAUCCGCAACCACAAUAAUUGCAAAACAUCGGAGUUUUUCUAUAACAUCGAAUCAGACACGCUAGUGAUAGCCAUUGACUGCCCCUUCCUGCAGUUCGAGUCAACGAGAACUCUAAUCCAACAUUAUUCCUUACAAGAAGACACCAGUUACAGCUAUUUUUAUAAAGGAACGUACCCAAUGAUCCGUGUUACAAUGAACAUACCUCGAGCCAACGAGAUGGACGCGUGUUCAGCCUACGCCUUCGCGGAUGUCACAGCACUGCCCAUUUUCGAUAUAAACCCUAAUGAUGUCAAAACAGCAAACUUCCUGUCAACAGACUACACGUUACUGAAUAUUUUCGAAAGAGAAACUUUCUACUUCAGAGCGAAACAACUUAUUACUUUGUAUAUCAAUUCGUAUAUUUGUGAUUUUGGAUGCAAUUAAUUAUAUUUUUUCAUUUCCCGCCUUAAUUGUCAAUUGUUUUUUUAAUAACCAUCGGAAUUGAAAUAAAUGUUUGUUAACUACGUUUAUACUACAUUUAUGCUUACAAAACCUAUUAAAAUGUAUGUAAUACGUAAUGUAUAAUUUUUGGCA